Malus domestica (apple) is the source of this 1593-nucleotide messenger RNA. RefSeq names its product protein ROLLING AND ERECT LEAF 2-like. The record is from RefSeq and is a predicted model, not a curated record. Lineage: Eukaryota; Viridiplantae; Streptophyta; Magnoliopsida; Rosales; Rosaceae.
AUGGGUUCGGCUGGCUCGAAGAGCAAGCAAGACAAUGCGAAGAGAAAGGACUUGAUGAAAUCAGUGAAGAUGAACAGGUACGCGUUUGCGGAUGCACAGCGCGAGCAUAUUCUCGCGCUCCUUAAAGUAGCGGAGGCUAUAAAGUUGUUUGUAGAAAGCCAUUCUUUCGAAGUUUCGACGCACUCUUCAAAUGCAGACAGAGGAAACGAGCUGCAGGAAAACUCAGACUGUGCUGAGACAGAUGAGGAACAAGAGGAGGUGGAUCAAACAGUGCCGUCACCGCGGGGAGAUUCCGAUUGCUCCGAUGGUGACGGUGAUAGAAAAGAGGUGGUGAAGACAAGUAAUGAAAAGGGUAGAGAGAGAGAAUUGUUGGAAGCAUUGAAAGAUGUCGAAGACUACUUCCGUCGGGCGUAUGAUUCUGGUUUGCACGUUUCGAGGAUGUUAGAGACCGACAUGGCUCAGGUGCAAUCAGCAGCCGAGGAAAUUAAAGGGAAUCUCAACCGUUCAAUGACGCGGAGCCGCUCCAUCUCAUCUACAUUAUCUUGGUCUUCCUCUCGUAAAAGUCUACGUAAAUCUAGCUUAAGAAGUUCUUCAACACGGGCUUGUUUCGAUGGUGGUCUCCUCGGUGACAAGGGAUCUCCAAGCCAUUCGUUAACGAUAGGAAAGCUAUAUGCUUUGGAGGAAAACCUCUACAGCGAGCAGAAGGUAAUAGAGGAAACUGAGAAAAUUUGUGACCGAAAAUCGGAAGAUCUAGACACCAAAAUAUACGAGAUUGAAAGCUUGUAUUGCAGAAUUUUGACGGCCAAAAAGAAUGCUAAAUCAAUCUCCGAGACAAUUCGGAAAAUGAGAGAUGAAGAGCUACAACCACAGCUCGUUAAGUUGUUAAAAAGCAUAAUGAGCAACUCAAAGAAAAUGUCUGAAUUUCUGGAAACCCAAAAGAGAAUAAUGUCCGAAGUGAACUCUCUCAAAUGUCCGUCCAAUGGAACGCUCUGCAAUGACUCGAACCAGGUUGCUACUCGGAUGCUCGAAAAGGAACUUCUAAAUUGGCGUACACACUUUGCGUCGUAUGUUUCUUCGCAAAAGGCGUACGUCAAAGCUCUAGACCGCUGGCUAGCUAAGUUGGACGAUGCUGAAACUGAAAGCAAGUUAAAAUCAAAGGGGGUUAACCCGUCAUCGCUUGCAAUUUGUCGACAGUGGUCAGAUGGCCUAGAUAAGCUGCCGUAUCAAGCUGUGACUGGCGCCAUCAAAAGCUUCGUGAAAGAUGUCCGGGCACUGAGGGAUCAACAACAUAAGGAGCGCCGACAAAAGAGGGAGGUUGACAAGCUUGCCAGAAGACUCAGGAGGGAGAAUUUUUUGCAGGAAACAGACCUCAAGGAACAGAUGCGGACUGAGAAGAAGAAACUUCAUACUAUUACGCAGAAGAUGCAAGAUAUCGCUGUGAACGGAUUUCAGACGCAGUUUUCUGAAGUUUUCGGUUCCAUGGCUAAAUUUUUCGACUCCAUGGCCGAGUUGUUUUCAAAGUCUGCUACAAAAAAGUCUGGUCGUCCAAGCAAAAAUGCAAGCAGGACUCGUGUGAAAGCGAUCGACAGAUGA